Chroicocephalus ridibundus (black-headed gull) is the source of this 1177-nucleotide messenger RNA. It is a transcript of the gene NAAA, whose product is annotated as N-acylethanolamine acid amidase. The record is from RefSeq and is a predicted model, not a curated record. The transcript is spliced from 10 exons. Lineage: Eukaryota; Metazoa; Chordata; Aves; Charadriiformes; Laridae. Gene Ontology annotation, biological process: fatty acid metabolic process. Bases 98 to 1171 code for a protein of 357 amino acids. Gene Ontology annotation, molecular function: fatty acid amide hydrolase activity. Gene Ontology annotation, cellular component: lysosome.
UCCCGGGCCGCCGCCAUGUCCCGGCCCUUCCCCUUAGCCGGCGGGGCGGGCUGGGGCCGGGCGGGCUGGCUGUGCGCCGGCGGCCGCGUCCGGCGCUAUGGGGCGGGGGUCCCUGCCGUGGGGGCUGCUGGCGCUGCUGUGCGGGGCGGUAGCAGCAGCGGCGGCGGCGAGCCCGGUUCCCCCCGCGGUGGCCCCGCUUCUGUGUAACGUGAGCCUGGACAGCCCCGCCGAGGAGAGGUGGCUGCCGGUGCUGCGGCACUUCGAUCCCGCCUUCCUGCGGGCCGCCGUCGCGCGGGUCAUCGAUGAACGUGUACCCAAAUGGGCCCACAAAGUUAUUCGGACGAUAGCAGCAGAACUGGAGUUGUUUAUGCCGCAACCCUUCGCGGGGGAAAUUCUGGGACUUUGCAAAGCGCUGGGAAUAAGCCUUGGAGACGGAGUCCUGCUUAACUUUGCCUACGAGUCUACCGUGUUCUGUACUAGUAUUGUUGCUCAGGAUGACAAAGGAAACAUUUACCAUGGUCGGAACCUGGAUUACGAUUUUGUCGAUAUAUUAAGCAAGAUUACAAUUGACGUGCGGUUUAUAAAAAGCGGGCAGGUAGCAUACCAAGGCACCACGUUUCUUGGUUACGUAGGCUUAUGGACUGGACAAAGUCCACACAAGUUCACGAUCUCGGGUGAUCAGCGAGCGGGUGGUAGAUGGUGGGAAAAUGCAAUAGCUGCUUUUCUGAAUCGGAAUUACCCCGUUAGCUGGCUUGUCCGAGAUACCCUGAGCAGAGCAGAGGACUUUCAGUCAGCUGUUCUCAGACUAGCUGGCAUUCCCAUCGUUGCUGAAGUUUACUAUAUUGUAGGAGGUGUGUCGCCUAAAGAAGGCAUGGUCAUAACGAGGAAUAGAAGAGGGCCAGCAGAUCUCUGGCCUCUCGAUCCUUUAAGUGGAGCGUGGUUUCGUGUGGAGACAAACUAUGACCACUGGACUACCCCUCCUCCUUUUGACGAUCGAAGAACUCCAGCCAUCAAAGCUCUCAAUGCUACGGGACAGCAGCACAUCAAUUUUGACACGCUCUUUAAGGUGUUGUCAGUGAAGCCAGUCUUAAACAAAAACACGGUGUAUACCACAGUAAUGAGCGCUGCGCUUCCACAGAAGUACCAGACGUGGAUCAGAACCGCGAAGUGAAGAGGU